AUGAAGCCCUCGUAUAUUUUAUAUGCCCUGGGGGUAUUUCUUACUGGAGUGGUAGCAGAUUCUAGCUUCACCCCAGCCAGACCCCCGGCGAUACCAUUAGCUGUCAAGUCUCCCUAUUUGAGUGUAUGGCAGAAUGCCGCACCUCAAGCUGCCAAUGGUGAUCAAGAGAUAGGUGGACCUGGAAAUGGAGGUUAUAUCGCUGGCGAAUGGUCCACCUUUUGGCCAGGGCAGAUUAUUGGCUGGGCCGGGAUUGUAAGAGUUGAUGGCGAUGUAUAUACCUGGCUGGGUUCUCCUGGAAAUCCAGGAAACACGCUUGUCAACCAGACGGCUUUCUCCUAUACAGCCAUGAGGAGCAUUUUCACCUUGAAUAUCAACGACAAGGUUGAAAUGAAUGUGACAUUUCUUUCUCCCGCUUUUCCAGAUGAUUCUCUGCGCCAGUCUCUUAUCUACUCCUAUUUGAAUGUUGAUAUCAAGUCAAUCGAUGGAUCCAAGCACGAUGUUCAGUUAUAUGCCGAUAUUUCUGCAGAAUGGGUUUCUGGUGAUCGUAGCUCUAUCGCCCAAUGGGACUUUGGCACCACCGGAAACGUGGCUUAUCACACGGUGUAUCGACAGACCCAAUUACUGUUCUCCCAAACCCAAGGCCAUCAGGCUGACUGGGGUGACUGGUACUGGUCAGCACUUUCUGGUAAUGGAUUAACAUACCAGAGUGGUCAAGACAUUGUUGUCCGGGGACAAUUUCAAAACAAUGGCGUCCUGCUAAAUUCCUCCGACACAAACUAUCGCGCUAUAAAUGACGACUGGCCAGUUUUCGGCUUUGCAUAUAAGUACAGCUCUCUUGGAUCUAAACCUAAGAAGGCUCUCUUCUCUAUCGGUCUCGCUCAAGAAUACGCUAUCCAAUUUGAUGGGGCCAGUGGUAAUGUAUCAGUACCAUCCUUGUGGACAAGCUAUUUCCAAGACGCACCAGCAGCUACGAAGUUUUUUAUGAAUGACUACAGAAUGGCAUCUUCAAUGGCUGACGCGAUCGAUGCAAAAGUCUACUCAGAUUCAGUCCAAGCCUCUGGUCAGGAUUACGCGACAUACACAACCCUAGCUUACCGCCAAGCAUUUGCUGGGCUUCAACUUUGUAAUACCCCAGAUGAGCCAUACGUCUUUUUGAAAGAAAUCUCGUCUGAUGACAACAUUCAAACCGUGGAUGUUAUCUUUCCAAUGCAUCCUAUACUGCUUUACACGAAUGUCACAUGGCUCAAAUGGACUUUAGAUCCUCUCUUCAUCAACCAGGAGUCAGGCCAAUAUCCCCAUGCUUACUCUAUGCAUGACCUAGGAUCGACAUAUCCUAACGCUACUGGGCAUGAGUAUAUUGCUGACGAGUAUAUGCCUGUUGAAGAAUGCGGUAAUAUGUUGAUCAUGACCUUGGGUUACGCUCAACGAGCAAACGACACAGCGUAUCUCCAACAACACUAUAAGAUCUUGGACCAGUGGACUCAGUAUUUGAUCGAGUUCUCGGAAUAUCCCGAAAAUCAAAUAUCAACGGAUGAUUUUGCUGGGGCUCUUGCCAACCAAACAAACCUCGCGCUGAAAGGCAUUAUUGGUAUCCAAGCAAUGAGUAAGAUUGCCAAUUUGACGGGAAAUGAAUCGACCGGCGCCAAUUACAGCUCUAUCGCCGCAACAUACCUCUCCGCUUGGCAAGAACACGGAAUCGAAUCUUCUGCUAGCCCACCGCAUACUACUCUAGCUUACGAUGAUGAAACCAGCUACGGUCUAUUGUAUAAUCUUUGGGCAGACAAAGCUUUGUCAUUGAAUUUCGUCCCGCAGUCUAUUUACGAUAUGCAGAGCACAUUCUACGCCACCGUGUUUAACGAAUACGGUAUUUAUCUUGACACUAGACACACAUAUACCAAGGUUGAUUGGGAAGCAUUUGUCGCAUCCAUUGCUUCCUCUGAUGUGCAGUCCAAGCUCUUCAGUGUAAUUGCCAAGUGGAUAAACUCUACACCCAAUGCGGUGCCUUUAACGGACUGGUACGAUGCGGUCUCUGGAGACUGGGAGGACUUUGCAGCACGUCCUGUGCUAGGCGGGUCAUUCGCAUUACUUGCUCUCCCUUGAAAAGCAUCACAGGAGUUCGCGCAACCGAGGCUGGUGAGGG
Molecule: messenger RNA, 2140 nt
Organism: Talaromyces proteolyticus
Lineage: Eukaryota; Fungi; Ascomycota; Eurotiomycetes; Eurotiales; Trichocomaceae
Product: glutaminase GtaA
Exons: 6
Coding region: 1-2100 (699 amino acids)
Source: RefSeq, a predicted model, not a curated record